CUAAAAGAUUAAGGGGAGACUAAGUCAGAUGUCGGAGAAGCGAAAUAUACUUGAUCACAAACGUAGAUUGCUUGCGGCUAAAUAUGAAUUGAGACGAAAGCUUUAUAAAGCCUUUAGUAAGGAUUCCGAUCUUCCAUAUGAGAUGCGGGACAAGCUUCGUUAUAAGUUGUCCAUGUUGCCAAGAAAUAGUGCCUUUGCACGAAUAAGAAACCGAUGUAUUUCCACGGGUCGCCCUCGUUCCGUAGUUAAGUUCUUUCGCAUUUCUCGUAUUGUUUUUCGUGGAUUAGCAUCUCGAGGUCCUUUGAUGGGCAUUACAAAAUCCUCUUGGUAGCACAACAAAGGUUAUAGCUCCGAAGCUGGUACACAAGCAAGGGUUUUAGGUACAUUACCAUAUGGCUCCUGACCGAAAAGACCUAAUAGAGUAAUCCCAACUCUCGCAGCAGAGAUGAUAACAGCACGGGAAUCGAUUGGCUCUCCACCGAAUCAGACAUAGACUUCAAGCUGGGUAGUACUCUUGGAAAGAUAGAAGAUCACCCCGUGAACAACAUCUAAAGUGACGAAUGGCACCACCAAGACAUUAUUAACAAUUCUUUUUCCAUUGUCAGAGAACUCUUGUUCAUGUUCACGCCUACGUGCUGAGCCCACCAUUUAAGUCAGAGUCUGGGAGUGGGCCCCAUUACUAACACAACCAAAUAGGGUUCCAAAUGAGAAAGACCAAUAUGUUAUUCGUUUCGUUGGUAGAACCUACGCUCAUUUUACAAUAUGAUAGUUGAUUGACUCUCUCUCGUCCAAUAAAAAGCCAUAAUAGUAUAUCCGAGAGUCAAGUCACUUUCAACACUUCUGAUUCUCUCCUUUCCAAAGCUCCACAAGGCAAGCAAAAUACGUCAAGUAAUAGGAGUCGAAAUUCCAUAAGUAAUAGGACAUGACAUACUGUAGUAGCUUGGUUUGUUCAUUGGUCUUUCUUUCUUUUUGAGUUCUUUCUUAGUUUAGAUGGAAAUC
Messenger RNA from Musa acuminata subsp. malaccensis (wild Malaysian banana), 999 nucleotides. Lineage: Eukaryota; Viridiplantae; Streptophyta; Magnoliopsida; Zingiberales; Musaceae. The record is from RefSeq and is a predicted model, not a curated record.